AUGACUGUACUGUUGUUCAUACUGACUUCAAUUGUUUGUAUACCUACUGGCUAUUUAGCCUAUAUAAGUUACGCUUACUCAGGUCUAGAAAAGCCUGGUUUUAAUUAUGGUACUCUUUGGUUUAUUGAAAGGCCACUGCCACCGCUGGUACUUGCUGACUUGGUACGUUUCCUACCCUACCCCUACCCUAUCCUACCCUACUCGAUCUUACCCUAUCUUACCCUACUCAAUUCUACUUUACCUGCUAGACUAUUGUUAAUUCAGCACAAUGUAGUUAUUGACAAAGUUUUAGAAAAGCGACUACUUGAAGAUUUUAGUAGGAAUUGUUACACCCUGCACUUUUGCAGCAUAUUUGUUGUCAAUCAUACUUGCAUGGUUAACUUUACGUUACCUAAGAAAACACAGAUCUGUUCAGUCAGUCCAAACUUUAAAACUGCAACGACAACUUUCUCAAUGUUUGUUAAUGCAGGUAAGUUGACAAACUAAAUUAUAUAUCUAUAUGCAAAUUGAGAUUAGACCAGAGUUCACAUGUUAUUUUAGAACAUACUCCCCUUAUUCACCAGCGCAGCGCCAGUUAUUUUCUUUUCAAUACCAAUCAUAUUUGGCUUACAAGUGGAUAAUUCUGUCACAAUCGCGUCAAUGUUUCUUUCAUGGGUACCAAUCUGCAACCCGGUGAUAACAAUACUUGUGAUAACACCAUACAAAGCUGCCGUUCUCAGAUGGUUGGAUAAGCUUUGGUGCGGUUUGUUGAAAAGAAACAAGCUAACAAUAAAGACUAUGGCAUUGACAAAUGGCAGCAGCAUGAUUCUAACGUGA
Messenger RNA from Bursaphelenchus okinawaensis, 816 nucleotides. The record is from the annotation of a GenBank genome assembly. Lineage: Eukaryota; Metazoa; Nematoda; Chromadorea; Rhabditida; Aphelenchoididae.